Molecule: messenger RNA, 2531 nt
Organism: Oryzias latipes (Japanese medaka)
Lineage: Eukaryota; Metazoa; Chordata; Actinopteri; Beloniformes; Adrianichthyidae
Gene: abraa
Product: actin binding Rho activating protein a
Biological process (GO): positive regulation of Rho protein signal transduction; positive regulation of transcription by RNA polymerase II
Cellular component (GO): sarcomere
Molecular function (GO): actin binding
Source: RefSeq, a predicted model, not a curated record
UAAAGGCACAGACUGUACACUCUUCACACCAGUCACCAGUCCCCACUGAUGAUCUGGAAGUCUCUGGAUGUUUCUGUAAAGAUCUGACAAAGAUAUAAAGCUAGAGGUGUUUACAGCAUCGGUGGCAAAGAUUCACACCUACUCUCCUGAUCAUUCAGACGGCUUUACCGAGAUUUCUCCAGAAGACUUUGGAAUUUUUCUCAUCCUUGGACUUUUAGUAUCAAGCUAACGUCUAAUUUUUGAGAAAUCUUUGGCUUAUAUAUAUAUAUUAUAUAUAUAUUCUUUAAAAAGAGCUACAACAACAAAAAGAAUUUCAACUCAAGAUUUUAUAAACCUUAAAAAGGCAAAAAAAAUCUUUGUCUCGUUUGUUAUUGUGUCACUAUGAGUAGCGGUGGGGUAUCUACAGUUCCACCACAGGAGCCUCUGGCUUUUAAAAGUGCUGUCCGGAAGUUAAAGUCUGCCGCCAUGGUGGCCAACUUAGCCAAGAGUUGGCAGGGAUGGGCAAACGAGCAUACAGGGAAGCAAGACGCCAUCCCGAGUGGCUGGAUGCCUUCAUCUAUUGAGGAGGAAGACAAAAAAGAGCGUAAUCAUGUGGUCAAACUCAACGUUACUCCACGGGUUAUCGCAGUAGAUUCCCAACAGAGCAGUGAGAACAAAAUCCGGUCCUGCUCUGUCAUCAAGACCAUCCCGCUGAAAAUCAGUGAGUGCAGCAGCAGCAAUGUGGUAAACGCCAUCCGGGACAAGAUGGAGUCUGGUCCCGAAGAGAGCAAGCCAUUUCUUGGCAACGAGUCUCCGACACGGAGACGCCACAUGCGGGCACUACAGAAUGCAGGAGGAGGGCUUAUCCAGGACAAGAAGAUGAUGCUGGAGGAGAAGAAGAAGCUGGGCUCCCGGAGCAGCAGUGUGGACACGGAGGACAGCGGUCUGGGAGAGGAGGCCAGCCUCAGCGAUAACAGCGAAUCCAAAUGUGAGCAAAGUGGCAUUCAGCAGCAAAAAAAGACCAACAAACCGAAGAUUAAGAUUGCCACUGUGGAUGACAUCAAAAACAGAUGGCAGCAGUGGUCUGUGCAGCACAUUGAAGGCCAAAAGCUCAACCCCUUCAGUGAGGACUUUGACGCUGAGUAUGCCAUGUCCCAGCGUCUCCGCAAGGGCGACUCUGGCUACGGUCGACCCAAAGACGGCUCAAAGACUGCUGAGCGCGGCGACCGAGCCCAGAAGCACAUCCACAGAGAGAUGGAGGAGAUGGUGUGGAUCAUCAGAGACAUGGGCUUUAAAGACAAGGAAGGUCGGACCAUCAUCACAUUCGGCCGGCUCUUUGAGCGAUACGUCAAGAUCUCGGAUAAAGUGGUUGGCAUCCUGCUGCGCUGCCGCAAACACAAGAUGCUGGACUUUGAGGGCGAGAUGCUGUGGAAAGGACAGGAUGAUGAUGUCAUCAUCACUUUGAGGGACUAAGAUAAAAACAAACCUGUCAGCAAAGUAAAUUAUCUGCAGCUUAACACAAAAAUGUAGAGCUUUUAAAGCAGGAGUCAGGCAGACAAUGUAGUUUACGUUCAGCAGUUCACCAUUUAAACUUUAAAUCUGACACGUUUCUAUUAAAAUGAACACUAGGAGCCACAUGGAAACACUCUAAUAGAUCAUGAGGCGACAGCCAACUAUGUUUAUCAUGAGAACCUCGCUAGCUAUGCUUCAUCCUAUAUGUCUGGAGAAUGUGCCACGAUGCUAGCUAUGCUUUAAGGCUUUUAACUGCACCCAACAAAACAUCACAGCCAGCAAAGACAAACUUAGCUCAUUUUAUGUAAGCGAUAUUUUUAGGCAUUUAUCUAUAGAGUGGAUGAAUCCACUUGCAUGAUAAUUAAAUAUAAUAAUAAGCUGGGAAAUGAAAAUGUGUGCACAUAAACUUUUUUAAUUUUAAAGGCAAUGUACCUUUAAAGCCUUAAAACUGGAUAGUCUGUAACAUUCUUUAUAACAUUCAUUACAUUUAUACCAUUAAAUCAUUCAUAACAUUCAGUACAAGUUUGUUUUGAAAAUUAUGGAUGUUGGCAUCUUUCUUUGUUAAUUGGGAAGGAGCCAAAAAUUUAAUUUAACUUGAAAAGGCCCAGUUGUCUGUUUGUAGCGUCAUACAGCUCAAGGUUAAGUCAGGCUGUUAGCUUUUUUAAAAGAGAAUGAUGAGAGAUGAGAGCUGGAUAUUUGAAAAAUCCUUGGCAACACAAUAGCAAAUUGAUUUAAAUAAAUUUAGAUAAUUUUGGAUCUAAGUUGUUCCUGUUCACUCGUCUUUUGAAAAAUAUACCCCACACUACUUAACAUGAAUCGGGUUAAAACUAUCAGAAAUAUUUUUUUACUGUUAUAAAUGUCUGAAUUCUUAGAAAGCAGAGAUGGUGAAAUGUUUAGAAAUGUUCUUUCAAACUGAAAGUGUGUGAAUCUUCUUACAGAAGAAGUUUUUAUAAAUACAUGUGUGAAAAACCUUUCUGUGUCGUGUGAUAUUGUUGUCAUCUUUGUUGCCACACAUAAAACAGUAAAGGCUGAAGGUUUAA